This is a messenger RNA of Penicillium concentricum, 1689 nucleotides long. Its product is annotated as putative PB1 domain protein. The record is from RefSeq and is a predicted model, not a curated record. The coding region runs from base 1 to 1689 and encodes 562 amino acids. The transcript is spliced from 5 exons. Gene Ontology annotation, molecular function: protein binding. Lineage: Eukaryota; Fungi; Ascomycota; Eurotiomycetes; Eurotiales; Aspergillaceae.
AUGUCGCUCAAACAAGAAAUCGAAACAUGGGUGCAGGCCCUGGAUGCCUACGACAAUCAAGAAUUUGAGGUGUCCCUGCGAUGCUUCGAUCAGAUUGCCGAUACAUCAAAGAUCUUGUUCAACUGCGGAGUGAUCUAUGCAACGCUAGGCGAACACCCUAAAGCAGUAGAAUGCUACCAACGUGCUGUCAGCCUAGACCGGUAUCUGGCAAUCGCUUACUUCCAGCAAGGUGUAUCUAAUUUCUUGCUUGGGGACUUUGAAGAAGCGUUGGCCAACUUUAAUGACACUUUGCUGUAUCUGCGAGGGAAUACUUCCAUCGACUAUGAACAGUUAGGUCUUCUGUUCCGUCUCUUUUCAUGCGAAGUCCUGUUCAAUCGGGGUCUCUGCUAUAUCUACCUCCGGCAAAUGAACCCAGGCAUCCAGGACCUUGAGUAUGCAGCCAAGGAAAAGGUUACCGCGGACCACGAUGUGAUUGACGAUGCUAUUCGUGAGAAUGCAGAUGGCUAUACUGUCUUCUCAAUUCCCGUGGGAGUUCUCUAUCGUCCCAACGCAGCUAAAGUCAAGAAUCUCAAGACAAAAGACUACCUGGGCAAGGCUCGACUGGUUGCCGCAUCGGACCGCAAUCAAUCAUCAGAUCACCAAUGGAAUCCAAUAGCCGUUAAUAAAGAGGACCUCCAAGGUCGCGAAGGAGUCUCCUUUGCCGCAUCCCACUUAGUCCGCCAAAACCUCAGCAGCCGCACUCGUCAACAAUCUGAACCACCCCUAAACCGCAACGCGUUCCCCCCAACGCCACCACCAGACGACCGAUCAGUCAGCACAGCAUCUGGAUCAGGAAGCCAAUCAGCAUCCGGACACCACCGAACAUCAUCUCUCCGAAAUGUCCGCCCACCACGUCUAGACUUAGAUCGCGCAGGUGCCAGCCUAGACCGCCGACCAUGCCAACCAGAACAAGCAUUACCACCCAUCGAGAAGCCACGGAUAGGCACAACGCGAACAGCAUCAGAACCACGCGGGCCAUCCUCACGACAAAACAAUAUGCGUGGAUAUCAACCGGAAAGCAGCCGAAGCGCCUUGGCCCGCGAACAAGCCGGCCACCGCAGAAACCUCAGCGACACAAACCAGAACUACCCACCAGAACAAGACUACGGCCACACAGACCCCUACGACCCCUACUCAAGUCAGCGCAACCUAGCAAAUACAGGCUGGGGCCGCGGAUCCCGCCACCAACCACCCCAAUACAUUGAUGAAGAGGAAGAAUAUGCCAGCGACGCAUGCGAUGCAACAACCCUCAACGACGGCGCUUUCGAGCUCGUCGCCGCUCCCCAGGCUGGUCCAAGCCAUUCACCCCAACAACGUCGUACUCGUUCUCCGGCGCGAUACUCUCGCCAUGCGAACCCGCGAAGACCGGAUAUCCAGAAAUUUAGAACGAAAGUACACGCUCCCGAUGAUACCAGAUAUAUCAUGAUUGGGCCGAAGAUUGAGUUUGGGGAAUUUGAAAAUCGAAUUCGUGAAAAGUUCGGCUUUAAGUGUCCUUUGAAGAUGAAGGUGCAGGAUGAUGGGGAUAUGAUUACUAUGGUAGAUCAGGAAGAUCUGGAUCUGCUGGUUAGUUCGGCGAAGGAGGUUGCUCGGCGGGAAGGAAGUGAGAUGGGGAAGAUCGAGAUUUGGGUGGAAGAACGUGCAAUGAUUUGA